This is a messenger RNA of Sceloporus undulatus (fence lizard), 5816 nucleotides long. RefSeq names its product hephaestin like 1 (gene HEPHL1). Gene Ontology annotation, molecular function: ferroxidase activity; copper ion binding. The coding region runs from base 71 to 3541 and encodes 1156 amino acids. Gene Ontology annotation, biological process: iron ion transport. The transcript has 20 exons. The record is from RefSeq and is a predicted model, not a curated record. Gene Ontology annotation, cellular component: plasma membrane. Lineage: Eukaryota; Metazoa; Chordata; Lepidosauria; Squamata; Phrynosomatidae.
GGCAGAGAGGUGCGCACACUUUGGCUGCGGCUGGCCUGCAUGAGACACACAAAAACACACACCUAGACAAAUGCUGCCUGCAAAGCAAGCUCCUUGCCUCCUGCCUUGUGCUAUUAUCCUCUGGCAUUUGCUUGCAGCUCGAGCCUCUGUCCGAAUUUACUAUAUUGGGAUUGUGGAAGAGAACUGGGAUUAUGCGCCCUCUGAGAAGAACCUGAUCACAGGACAAAAUCUCCUUCAGGAUGAAGAAGCAGCAGUGUAUGUGAAGAGAGAUGCCAACAGAAUAGGCCGUAUUUAUAAAAAGGCAAUUUUCAGACAAUUCACAGAUGAGACGUACUCUCAGGAGAUCCCCAAAACACCUUGGUUGGGCUUUCUUGGUCCAGUGCUGAAAGCUGAAGAAAGAGAUACUUUUGUUAUUCAUUUAAAGAACUUUGCUUCACGGCCUUAUUCUGUACAUCCACAUGGAGUCUUCUAUGGCAAAGACUCUGAAGGAGCCCUUUACCGUGAUGGAACAGGUGGCAAAAGCAAAGAAGAUGAUUUUGUUCUCCCUGGGACUAAUUACACAUAUACAUGGCCAGUUACAGAUGAGUUUGCACCAGCCCUGACAGAUCCACCGUGUCUGACUUGGAUUUACCAUUCACACAUUGACACACCAAAAGACAUCAGCACUGGGUUAAUUGGACCAUUGCUGGUUUGUAAGAAAGGAUUAUUAGACAAUAACUUAGAGUCAGUGACCCAUGACACCAAAGGCUUUGCUCUGAUGUUCAGCAUUGUGGAUGAAAAUCUCAGUUGGUAUCUGGAUGAGAAUAUAAACACCUUCUGCUUAGAUCCCAGCACGGUUGAUAAAGAUGACAAAGAUUUCCAGUUCAGCAACAAGAUGCACGCAAUUAAUGGCUAUAUAUUUGGAAACCUCCCUGGCUUGGAGAUGUGUGCUGGUGAACAGGUGUCCUGGCAUUUAUUCGGAAUGGGUACUGAAACAGAUGUUCACUCUGUGCAGUUCUUUGGUCACACUUUCAUUGAGAGAGGACACAGGGCAGAUGUCGCCAGCCUCUUUCCAGCCACCUUCAUCACAGCAGAAAUGAUAGCAGAGAAUGUUGGGAAGUGGCUUGUGACCUGUCAAGUCAUCCAUCAUAUAGACGCUGGUAUGAUGGGAUUGUUCAACAUCAAGGCCUGCAACCACAACAUUACAAGGCCUUCAGAGAGUGGACAGGAAAGAAGAUAUUUCAUUGCUGCUGAAAGAAUUCUGUGGGAUUAUGGACCUGGUGGCAUUGAUAAAUUCACCGGGCAGGCUUUAAAUGCUACUGGAAGUGACUCAGAACCUUUCUUCAGACAAGGAGAAGAUCGAAUAGGAGGGAGAUAUUGGAAAGUUCACUAUGUAGCCUACACCGACAGAAGGUUUUCCAAAAAGGAGAGACUUGAAGAUGCUGCUCACCUUGGCAUACUUGGCCCAGUUAUCAAAGCUGAAGUUGGAGAUACAAUUUUGAUUACGUUUGCUAAUAAAGCAGACAAGAACCACAGCAUGAUGCCUCAUGGUGUAGCUUUCAACAAGUCGUCAGAAGGAGCGUCUUAUGUGGAUGGGUAUGAGAAGCAUGGAGCCCAUGUUAAACCUGGUGACGUCUUUGAAUACAAAUGGAGAGUUCCUGAAAGUGUUGGCCCAACAGACAGUGAUCCACCUUGUCUCACCUACCUAUACUAUUCAGCAACUGAUCCAGUGAUGGACACCCAAUCUGGUCUUGUGGGACCUCUAAUAAUCUGUAAAAAGGAUUCUCUGGAACCUGAUGGAUCACAGAAAGGGAUAGACAAAGAAUUCUAUUUGCUCUUUGCAAUUAUGGAUGAGAAUCUGAGUUUCUAUCUUGACACAAACAUUGAGGCAUUUACUGGUGAUCCCUCAAUAGUUAAUAAGGAAGAUGAGGAUUUCCAAGAAUCCAACACAAUGCAUGCUGUCAAUGGUUACCUGUAUGGUACCAUGCCCAGCCUCAAAAUGUGCAAGGAUGACAAGGUUUCUUGGCAUAUGAUUGGAUUAGGCACCGAAACCAACAUGCAUGGUGUUCAUUUUCAAGGAAAUACCAUCCAUUUGGGUGGAAGAAUAAGGGACACACUUGCCUUGUUCCCUCACACUUCAGCAACAGCGCUGAUGCAGCCAGACCAAGUAGGGACUUUCCAACUGGUUUGCACAACAUUUGAUCAUUUUACUGGUGGGAUGAAGCAGAUGUAUGAAGUCAGGUCCUGUAAGAAGAGGUUGCAGGACGAGAAGUACUAUGGAACUAUGAGAACCUAUUACAUUGCUGCUGAAGAAAUGGAGUGGGACUAUGCUCCUGAGAAGAACUGGACACAGAAGAAGGUGGAGAGAAUGGACAAAGAGGAGAGUUACGGACAUGUAUUUCUGAGUCAAGGUGAAGAUCUCAUAGGGUCAAAGUACAAGAAGGUGGUUUAUAGAGAAUACAAAAAUGGAGAGUUCACAGAGCAGAAAAUGAGGACAGCAAAGGAGCAACACCUUCAAAUUCUAGGGCCGUUGGUCCAUGCUGAAGUGGGUGACUCAAUACUAAUUGUAUUUAAGAACAAGGCUAGUAGGCCUUAUUCUGUAUCAGCACAUGGUGUAGAAGAAGGAACUGGAAAUAAAGCACGCAUCACUAUGCCAGGUGAUAUAAGCACAUACCGGUGGAAUGUCCCAGCCAGGUCAGGCCCUGGUGUCUCUGAUCCUAAUUGUAUCACCUGGGUUUACUACUCAACAGUGGAUUUCGUAAAGGAUAUGUACAGCGGUUUGAUUGGACCACUUAUAAUUUGCAGAAAGGGAAUAUUGAAUGAAAAGGGUUUAAGGACAGAUGUUGAUCGUGAAUUUGCUCUUCUUUUUCUGGUCUUUAAUGAAAAUGAAUCCUGGUACCUGAAUGAAAACAUUGGGAAAUAUCUGCAUAAGGAUCCUAAAGAAUUCAGUUACACUGAUGACUUCAUGGAAGGAAACAACAUGCAUGCAAUCAAUGGGAAAAUCUAUGACAAUCUCCAUGGCUUAACAAUGAACGAAGGAGAAAACACAAACUGGUACCUGAUAGGAAUGGGAAAUGAAAUUGACCUCCAUACUGUCCAUUUCCAUGGAGAGAGCUUUCUCUUCAAGAUGGAUCAUGAUCACAGAGGAGAUGUGUAUGACCUCUUCCCUGGGACUUUUCAGACUGUUGAACUUGUAGCAUUUAAUCCUGGCACGUGGCUUCUCCAUUGCCAUGUCCAUGACCACAUUCAUGCUGGGAUGGAGACAACCUACACCAUCUUCAAGUCAGAUGAUGUAGGAAAUGGAGCCACAACCAGAGUGUAUGAUGGUUUUACUAUCAAUGGCAAGACUCCAAAAGGAGGUAAUGACAGAGCAGGAAUAGACUUCUUUGGGAAAAAGCUACAAGUUGGAGAAGCAAGCUGGGUUCUCAAAGCUCUUUUUCUCAUUGGACUUGUGCUUCUGAUGGUUCUCUUGGUCCUUAUAUGCAUUCUGGUCUCCCAGAGGAAAAGAGUCCAUUACAGUUACAUUGGUCGGAAAUGUGAUCUUCCAAUGGUAUCCCUCUAAUAUAUCUGCAAUGGGGACUGAUAUAUGUGGUAUACAAUUACCAAUGCUAAAAUGAAAGAUUAUUAGGAAUGUUUAUUGUUGGGAUAAAAUUAUAGUGGCUCAUUCAGCUGAUUUGAUGGACAUCUGCCCAUUGAUAUAUUUCAAAGCAGCCCCCAAAACAUCUAGAAAAGGAGUGGGCAAAGAUCAGGUCAAUGGCCUCCUGAGGCCCUCAAUACUUUCUAGUCUUCUGCAUCCUUUAGCCCCCACAUUUCUAAAAAAAAUAUAAAAAUGUUAAAUUACAUUUUAAAUGUUAAAUGGAGGGAAAGUUUUUAAAUUAAAAAAACAAACAAAAUAUUGUGGAUGUUAAAAGCAUGCAGACAUACCCGCAAAGCUUUGUAAAAUAGAUAUUAAAUGAGAAAAAAGUUUUAAACUUUAAAAUACUUUUUAAUUGAAAAGGCCCAGGAGACCUUCUUGGGGAUUUGGGGGGUAAUUUCACAAUGUUUUGAGGGUGACCCCAAGUGAGACCUUUUUCCAAUUUCAAAGUGACCUCUGGUUUUGAAGUCUCUACUGGGUUUUUGUCUCUUCUGGGCCCAAAACAAGCUACCAUCACUCUAAUUUCCUCAGGAAAAGGGUACCAAAAAUGCAACCUACAAUAUUACAGGCAGAAUUCGGACUUCUCUUACCUCAACAUAGAACUGUUAGGAGCUUUCUUCAGGUUCGACUUAAUUGCCUAUUUAUUUAGGACUACAUAAGAAUGCAUUGAUCUAUGUUUUGUCUCAUUUAUUGGAUGACGUGACAGGUUUACGUCACUGUGUGAUUACGGGUAGCAUAUUGGACUUGGAUCAAGGAGUUUGCUCUCUUGCGGCUUAAAAUAUACUGGAUGACUCAGGAAACCUAUUCUCUCAGUCUUUGUACAUAUAAUGUCCAUAGUUUCUCAGACAAGGCACUGAAUACAAAUGUGUAGUGAAGAUAUUAUGUUCUAGCUAGAUUACAGAAGGAGCAGAGUAUAGUUAUUUCUUAUUUUAAUUUAAUGACUCUGUCAAUUAUUUUAAUCAAUUUUGUUUAUUAAAAUAUUCAUAGCUCAGACACAAUAAGAAGCCAUGGUUUGUUAUUUGUUACAAGCAUGAGCCUGUACAAACUUCAAGCCUUCUUUUCUUGUCCUCCUUUGAGCAACUGAAGAAUCUCAAAGCUUUUAAUUUCAUUUUUGAACUAACCACAAUUCCUUCAACAUCCAAACUCUUAGCUGUGGCAUGUUCUGGCUCAUUAGUUUAUAAACAAACAAAUGAACAAGCAAAUCAGGAUCUAGAACCACAGUGUGAUUAUGAUUUGUACUAUUAUCAAUCAAUCAAUCAGUCUUUAUUAAUGCUUAAGCCAAAGGCCAUUCGCAUGAUAAAAUAUAAAACCAAUAACAGCAAUUCAGAAUUAUAAAAUAUUCCGAUUUGUACUAUUAAAAAUUAGAACCACAGUGCCUCCAGUUUUGAAGUAAUAGAAAACUGUGGUUAGUUCAAAGGUGAAAUCAGGAGGUUUUAGUCUUCUUCUGAUGAAUAUAAAGCAGGAAGAGAUGGAAGCACCUGAAUCUGAUCUCAUGUAGACUCACUUUUGUAAUGAUAAGCCAUGAUUUACAACUAAACUGAACCAUUGUUGAAAAAUGUGUACAUUUUAGUGAUGUGAAUGUUUUCUGCAUCUGUUUCCAUUUUUGUAAGUUGCCUUGAGUUGUAGGGCAGGAAAAAGGUGGAAAAUAAAUAAAUAAUAGUAAAUAUAAUAGUAAUAAUAUAGUAGCAGUAAUAGGAAGAUCAUACAUGGCAUUAUGACUGAAGACAGAUAAUAGGUGUUUGAGUGUUGAAGGUGGUAUAGGAGCAACAUUAUUACAUUUGGUAUAUACCUUGAUAUAUGUCCUGCUUCACCCAUGGCUUGUUUUAUAAACCUGGGUAUCCUUCUGAACCUCUUGAAGUCUAACUACCAGAACAUUAUGCCAAAAAAAGGAGAAACUUCUGUUUGUGGAAGCACCAAGCAGUAUCAGUAUUGUGUCCCAAGCUCUUUGUUUUGCCUCUCAAAAUGUUCUUCCUCCUUUUUAUAAAGCAUUAAUUAAGCUUCUGGCCAUUUUGGUUGUUUGGUUGCAUUUGGGGGAGUUCUGGGGUUGAAGGAAUCUGUUGUUGUUGUUGGUACAACAAUAUUAUAUUUACAACAACAUUAUAUUUACUUAUAUCCUGCCUUUCUCCCCAAUUUAGGAUUCAAGACAGCUUGCAACACUUAAAACAAAACACAAUUAAAAAUUAACAGCAUGCAAAAGUUAUAA